AUGUUGCAGCCCUUGAGGUGUGGAAUUUCUGGAGGGGAAAGAGCCUUGACAAAGCUGACACUUAUCAACUCACUGCUUGGACAUCGUGUACUUCAGAGUUUACACAUAAAAGUUGGAGACAAAGCCGAACUCACCAAAGCUUUUACACAGACAGAUGUUGUUACUUUUUCUGAUUUAACAGGUGACACAAAUCCUUUGCAUUUAAAUGAAGAUUUUGCAAAGAAGUCUAGGUUCGGGAGAACUAUUGUGCAUGGAGUUUUGAUCAAUGGACUUAUUUCUGCAGUUCUGGGUACCAAAAUGCCCGGUCAGGGUUGUGUAUUUCUUUCUCAGGAGAUCCGAUUUCCGGCUCCUUUGUAUACUGGUGAAGAAGUUGUGGCUGCAGCGGAAGUUAAACGACUGAAGGGUUCUAUUGCACACAUUUCAGUGUCAUGCAAAGUGAAAGAAAGUGGAAAGACUGUCAUGGAAGGGCUGGUGAAAGUCAUGGUGUCAGACAGUUAGAGCCAUUGAUUCUGUGCUGCUUUACUAUAAAAGCCAGAACUGUAUGUUUGAUUCUGACUCUUUUUAUGUGACAUCACUUAAUCCAGUAAAUUUGCAACAAGACUCCUACAUUUCAAAGCCAGUGCACAAACUUAAUCUUGACAGAACUACAUUAAACUUUUCAUUUUUCCCUGUGUACUGCCAAAAUGAAACUCACAGAACUAGGCACUUACUGUGACAAAAGUGCCACUUUUAGACAAGCCUUCACUCUGCCACACUGGGAAGUGUGGAGUGGCGGGGUUUAUAUUGAAGCUGUUCUUUUAGCCAAAAUUGCAGUCCACGUUAGAUAAGUUCAGUUAAAACUUGGUCCUUCCUUAUAAAGUAGUGAUAUUAUUAACAAGCAUGGGAUGGAGGGAACAGUGCUGUGUGUUUAACAAGCAGGACAGACACACAUGUUUUGCAAUGUUCUAGCUAGUAAAGCCCACUUUAUCUCUGCAAGUAAGUAGUAGUCAGCCUUCACAUGUUGAAUAUACUCUGGUUUGGCUGGAGGUGUGGCUCUUUCAAUAGCUUCACAUUCUUUGGCUUUAAAAAAAAAAGCUUUAAGAAAGCUUUGCCUUCUCAUGCUCCUGUGGGCAAGACAAGCAGGAACAAUUUGGUUGAGCACUAACCAACAAACUCCCUUAUGCCCAUUUGGUUGCUGGUAAAGUAGGAUUUUGGUAAAUUCAUUUGUGAAUCACCUGGGUUAAAUUAUUUUAGUAUGAACAAGGUUAUUACACACUAAAGAACAUUUUUUUCAGGAAUGAUGGGAACCAUCAGGAGUAAAAGUAUAGGCUGUCUUGAACUGGUAGCUCAUCUGUCUUCAAUUGGUGGCUCACAAUUUUCUGGGAAAGCAUCUCUUAUACUCCCCUAUCCUUGCUGCAUUUGUAACUUUUCUUGACUGCAAAUAACCUCAGAAGUUGUUUGCUGCUAUGGAAAUGGGAGUUUGGCCUUAAUCUCUGAUGAAAGCUACUGGUGAAGCAGUUCCGCUCUCUUGAGUGUGCUGUUUUGUUCUUAAACACAGCUGCACGGUAACAGUGACGCCCCCAGGUCACUGUCCACUAAAGUCAAGAGUGGAUCAGAGAGAAGGGUAACGUUAAGCUCUUUGACUUCACUGUGCUCUGUUUUCAUAGCACGAGAGUUUGACCUGUUCAGAGCAUGGAACCAGUGCUUAGUGAGAGCUCUCCUCAUCUGGUGUCUGUAAGAGCAGCCUCACUUCCCAUUUCCUUCAUUGCCUGGUCACUGGCUUUUACAGCACAAAAUGUUUCUCAAAGCAGGCAUUCUCCUUCCCUCAUUCACCUGCCUCUCGGGAUAGGAAGGCAACAUGUUAAUACCUAUUAACAAAUCAAGUCCAUGACUGACCUCCUGGGUCAGGAAUAGUUUGGAAGGAGUCAAGAUUACUGUUCUUACCUGAGAUUUAGCUGCUUAACGGCAGCACAAAGUCCAUUUUCCUGCCAGUGGGGAGUUGCAGGAUGCAGACAGGAGGCAAUUUUCAGUAACUGAAGUGUAUGAACAGCUCAAGCUCUGCAUCCUACAUCAUACAGGAGAUUAAUUCCUGCAUAAGGUGUGAAAAGGAAAAAGGAAAUACAGACCAGUGUCCAGUGGGCAGGAGGUUCCCAAGUACGAAGCAGGAGUGGAAGAAAAGUUUUUACAGUGCUACAGUGAGUUCGUUUGUGGAACUCGGUUGAACAACAACUUUAAAUCUGUGUU
Messenger RNA from Colius striatus (speckled mousebird), 2223 nucleotides. It is a transcript of the gene HTD2, whose product is annotated as hydroxyacyl-thioester dehydratase type 2. The transcript has a single exon. The coding region runs from base 1 to 498 and encodes 165 amino acids. NCBI's taxonomy places the organism in Eukaryota, Metazoa, Chordata, Aves, Coliiformes, Coliidae. The record is from RefSeq and is a predicted model, not a curated record.